Messenger RNA from Lactuca saligna, 495 nucleotides. The record is from the annotation of a GenBank genome assembly. Lineage: Eukaryota; Viridiplantae; Streptophyta; Magnoliopsida; Asterales; Asteraceae.
AUGACACCCCACCAAACUUCUCCACCUCCACCUCCAUCAACAAAUCUUCCUCCACCACCUCCUCCGUUAUCUCAUCUUCCACCUCACACUCCUUCAUCAUCUUCUAGUUCUCCUCCCCAAUCUGAUGCUACCAAAAAUGGGGAGAAUAAUCAUGGGUUUCCUAAUCAGCAAAUGCAAAUUGUGCGGCCCAUUCCAGACAUUGAUGAUCAAUUAGAGACCAAAGACUAUGAUGGGUUUCUUGAUCUUGGAUUUAUGCCACCAGCUGUUAUUCCUACUAUCCCUUUAAAUGUUAUCUACCCUGAUAUUACUUUAAGGGGGAGAAUUCUCAAGGAACUAAUAGUAACAUUGAUUCUGGUAAUGAUUAACUUAAUCCUUGAAAGAGGAAGGCUUCCAUCUCAAGGGGAGCUCAUUACAUUGAAGCUGGAAGUUCUACUGUUGAUGAUCCUUCAACACCCCUCCUUCCUAGAAAAGGAAGCUUAUUUUUUAUCUGAAUGA